Molecule: messenger RNA, 7255 nt
Organism: Phacochoerus africanus (Common warthog)
Lineage: Eukaryota; Metazoa; Chordata; Mammalia; Artiodactyla; Suidae
Gene: TCF4
Product: transcription factor 4
Exons: 21
Coding region: 530-2590 (686 amino acids)
Biological process (GO): regulation of transcription by RNA polymerase II
Cellular component (GO): transcription regulator complex
Molecular function (GO): protein dimerization activity; RNA polymerase II cis-regulatory region sequence-specific DNA binding; DNA-binding transcription factor activity, RNA polymerase II-specific
Source: RefSeq, a predicted model, not a curated record
GCAGUGCCCGGAUGUGAAUGGAUUACAAUGUAUCUUUCAGGGAAACCUAUUAUUAUCAAUGUGACUCCACAGGGGAGUCAAUGGUGAUGAUGAUGAGGAGGAGGAGGAUGAUGAUGAUGAGACACCUCUAAACUUGGAGCAAGUUUAAGACUUUAUAAGAGGAGAAGAAAAAAAAGCACCACCAAGACUUGUUUGAGGAAAAAUCAUAACUAUCCUGUAUUGCUAUUUUUUAUAAACAAUAAGAAAAAGUUGUCGGAUUUUUUUUUUUUAAUGAUUUCUUUUUGGGGGGAGGGAAUUUUGUUGCAGUUUUAUGGUGGAAAAUGCAAAAACCAGAGCCAGGUGCAUAAUCUUGUAUUUUGUGGAUAUCCCUGGAGCAGAACUGAGUACCAGUUAAAAUACUUUUUUGGGGGAUACACAUGUGAGAUACUAAGUACUUGCAGAAGAUUUUUGUCUCUCUUUUUAAAGUCACUUUCCUUGGAAUAUUGUGAGAAUAUUUGUGGCCAUUUAAGGUUUGUGUGAUUUUGCUAAAAUGCAUCACCAACAGCGAAUGGCUGCCUUAGGGACGGACAAAGAGCUGAGUGAUUUACUGGAUUUCAGUGCGAUGUUUUCACCUCCUGUGAGCAGUGGGAAAAAUGGACCAACUUCUUUGGCGAGUGGACAUUUUACUGGCUCAAAUGUAGAAGACAGAAGUAACUCAGGGUCCUGGGGGAGUGGAGGACAUCCAAGCCCGUCCAGGAACUAUGGAGAUGGGACUCCCUAUGACCACAUGACCAGCAGGGACCUUGGGUCACAUGACAAUCUCUCUCCACCUUUUGUCAAUUCCAGAAUACAAAGUAAAACAGAAAGGGGCUCAUACUCAUCUUAUGGGAGAGAAUCAAAUUUACAGGGUUGCCACCAGCAGAGUCUCCUUGGAGGUGACAUGGAUAUGGGCAACCCAGGAACCCUUUCGCCCACCAAACCUGGUUCCCAGUAUUAUCAGUAUUCUAGCAAUAACCCCCGGAGGAGGCCUCUUCACAGUAGUGCCAUGGAGGUACAGACAAAGAAAGUUCGAAAAGUUCCUCCAGGUUUGCCAUCUUCCGUUUAUGCUCCAUCAGCAAGCACUGCCGACUACAAUAGGGACUCGCCCGGCUACCCUUCCUCAAAACCAGCAGCCAGCACUUUCCCUAGCUCCUUCUUCAUGCAAGAUGGCCAUCACAGCAGUGACCCUUGGAGCUCCUCCAGUGGGAUGAAUCAGCCUGGCUACGGAGGAAUGUUGGGCAAUUCUUCUCAUAUUCCACAGUCUAGCAGCUACUGCAGCCUGCAUCCCCACGAACGUUUGAGCUAUCCAUCACACUCCUCAGCAGACAUAAAUUCCAGUCUUCCUCCGAUGUCCACGUUCCACCGUAGUGGUACCAACCAUUACAGCACCUCUUCCUGUACACCUCCUGCCAACGGGACAGACAGCAUCAUGGCAAAUAGAGGAAGCGGGGCAGCAGGCAGCUCCCAGACUGGAGACGCUCUGGGGAAAGCACUUGCUUCGAUCUAUUCUCCAGAUCACACUAACAACAGCUUUUCAUCAAACCCUUCAACUCCUGUUGGCUCCCCUCCUUCUCUCUCAGCAGGCACAGCCGUUUGGUCUAGAAAUGGAGGACAGGCCUCAUCAUCUCCUAAUUAUGAAGGACCCUUACACUCUUUGCAAAGCCGAAUCGAAGAUCGUUUAGAAAGACUGGACGAUGCUAUUCACGUUCUCCGAAAUCAUGCAGUGGGCCCAUCUACCGCCAUGCCUGGUGGUCACGGGGACAUGCACGGGAUCAUUGGACCUUCUCAUAAUGGAGCAAUGGGUGGUCUGGCCUCAGGGUAUGGAACCGGUCUUCUUUCCGCCAACAGACAUUCACUCAUGGUUGGGGCCCAUCGUGAAGACGGCGUGGCCCUGAGGGGCAGCCAUUCUCUUGUCCCAAACCAGGUUCCAGUACCACAGCUUCCUGUCCAGUCUGCAACUUCCCCUGAUUUGAACCCACCCCAGGACCCUUACAGAGGAAGUACUGGCAGAAAACCAAGAAUCCAUUUUGAUCCAAAAAAUGGCAUGCCGCCAGGAUUGCAGGGCCAGAGUGUCUCCUCCGGCAGCUCUGAGAUCAAGUCCGACGACGAGGGCGACGAAAACCUGCAAGACACGAAAUCUUCCGAGGACAAGAAAUUAGAUGACGACAAGAAGGAUAUCAAAUCCAUUACUAGGUCAAGAUCUAGCAAUAAUGAUGAUGAGGACCUGACACCGGAGCAGAAGGCAGAGAGGGAGAAGGAGCGGAGGAUGGCCAACAACGCCCGAGAGCGCCUGCGUGUCCGAGACAUCAACGAGGCAUUCAAGGAGCUGGGCCGCAUGGUGCAGCUCCACCUCAAGAGUGAUAAGCCCCAGACCAAGCUCCUGAUCCUCCACCAGGCCGUGGCCGUCAUCCUCAGCCUGGAGCAGCAAGUCCGAGAAAGGAAUCUAAAUCCGAAAGCUGCGUGUCUGAAAAGAAGGGAAGAGGAAAAGGUGUCCUCGGAGCCGCCCCCACUCUCCCUGGCGGGCCCGCACCCUGGCAUGGGAGAUGCAUCCAAUCACAUGGGACAGAUGUAAAAGGGUCCAAGUUGCCACAUUGCUUCAUUAAUACAAGAGACCACUUCCUUAACAGCUGUAUUAUCUUAAACCCACAUAAACACUUCUCCUUAACCCCCUUUUUUGUAAUAUAAGACAAGUCUGAGUAGUUAUGAAUCACAGACGCAAGAGGUUUCAGCAUUCCCAAUUAUCAAAAAACCGAAAAACAAACAAAAAAAAAUGAAAGAAAGAAAAAAAGCGCAACUUGGGGGGGUGACUCUCUUUAACAUAUCAUUUAGAAUGUUUAAAGCAGUAUGUGCAGGCUGAGACGCAGCCCAGAGACUGAAUGGCAAUCUUUCCACACUGUGGAACAAUGCAUUUGUGCCUAAACUUCUUUUGGAGAAAAAAAAAAUAUAUAAUUAAUUUGUAAGUCUGAAAAAAAUAUUUAAUUUAAAAAAAUUGUAAACUUGCAAUAAUGAAAAAGUGUACUUCUGAAGAAAACUACAUGACCGUUUUUGUUGGUAUUCAAGUCAGCUAGUGUUUAUAAUUACCGGAUAUUGAAUAAGGAAGGGAAGCUCGGCUGCCCUCGUAACAAAACCAGCAAACGUCCUGAUGACAGCGAAGUGAUGACAUUAGCCAUUCCUUAGGGUAGGAGGGACAGAUGGAUCUUAUAGACCUAUGACAAAUAUAUAUAUAAAUAUAUAUAUAAAUAUAUAUUAAAAAUUUAGUGACUAUGGUAAGCUUUUGUUCAUUUGUUUCAGACUUUUUUCUCCUGUAAAAAAAUAGUACUGAUUAACUUUUUUAAAAGAAAGAUUUUACUGUAAAUACGGAUUUUUUUUUUUUUUUUGGUCUUAUUUCUGUCCCUUUCCCUGGUUUGUUCUUGUAACCUGUAGUGCCAACUCUGCUUCCGGAGGGGUAGUGCAGGAUGAAAUGCUGAUCCCGAUGUUGCUUUUCAUUCAUAAAUAAGUAGAAAGUUGUUUCUUCAGUCUUUUGGGAACACAGGACUUAAAGUCACAUCAUGUGUAGAUAUUAACAAGCAGCAUUACCAAGACAUGGCAAAAAGAGUUUGUCUGAAUUGUAAUGUUGCAUUUGUGACCCUCUUCUGGGAUUUUCAGAGGUACAAGGUUAGAAUGCUACAAUGUUACCACUGUGCCUUCCAAUGUUUAUAUCAUCGGAAACAUAACAUAAUCAAAGUGGCUGUGAUUUAACAAAAUGAUUAAAGUGUUAACCUACAUGUGUAGCCGAAGUAGUGUGCAGUGAGGUGUUUCUGAAUACAUGGUCAGAUUUUUGGAAAAAAACAAAAACAAAAACAAAAAAAAAACCAAGUAAAGUUCAACAACCAUCCAAUGAGAAAAUUGCAAGUAGUGUGACAGAGCUGAUUGAUUUUGUUGCUUUCUUGAUUUUUUUUUUCAAAAUGGGUUUACUAAGAUGUAGAUGACUUAACUGCCUCCUCCCUCGUCUGAAAAAAAAAAAAUGCCAAUAUUCAAUCAUCAUGCAGCAUUAUAACAAGCCUUAUAAGUCCUAAAGCAUUAAGUUGCACUUUCUUGAGGAGGGGUAGUGCAGUGUUUCUCUGGCCAGUAUGAAUGAAGUUUAUACUUAACAUAUUUGAUAGAAACAUAGAUCAAGCUAUGGCACAGCAACUCAUCAGAUAGCUAGCUUUGACGUCUGGGCACAAUUGAACCAACUUCCAUCGUGAAUCUUUAUAAUGACUGACUUUGGUGUAUAGUGCAGUAAAGAAAUAGUGCUCCUAGUUAAGUAUUUGUCAGCAUCCUUUUGUCUCUAACUCGUUUCUAUUUUUACAGCCACACAAUCUUGGCAUGUAUUAAGAAAAAAAAAAAUCCCUUGUUCAAGUAGUUUUUCCACCUAUCAGCACUGAGUAAAUGCCAUAAACCCAUCGAAAUGGUCUAAAUGUUCCAUCUGUUCUCCUGUUUUGCCAGUUUAUAUAGUAAUGAAAUACAUUUGUAAAUUUUAUGCAACAAAUGGCAAACGUAUCAUUAUUUUGAAAUCGUGUAUGUAAAAGUUAUAUUUUUACAUGUAGACUCUUGUUAUUAUGUGUUUUAAUACAUUGUAUUGGUUUUUGUUUCUUUUCUUUUUUUUGUUUUUUUUACCUGUGUGGUUGAAAAACCGUCUCAUUGAAAUGAAAUAGUGAGCUACAAGAAUCUGAAUUUUAUGUUCAUUUCUGAAAAUGUAAGAACAAAUAAGAUAGUUACCACGUGGUCAUCUUUUACAAACCCAUAAACAUUUUGAUUAGCUGUGUGUGUGUUGAAAACUGUAAAUAUGUUCAGUAGUGAUAAAACUAAAAUACUUUGAUUUGUUGAUAAGUUCUAAAAUGUGGAGGUGGAUUAAAACCUUAGAAUAGCAGCAAUCAGACUUCAUGAAAAAGUUAUGUUGAGGCUUUCCUGUGAAAAUGGACGAACAAAGGGGCUCCAAGAAGGGCAUGGAAGACAAUAUUGUAUCCUCUCCUCUCCUCCUGAGUAAUGGAAACCAUGUGUACUUGUACCCUCAGUAUGUUGACGAUUUCCUUUUAGUGGUACAUUCUGCACUCACUUUGUAUAGUCUACCAAGGCGGGUAUCCCUAGGAACAAUAUUAUAUAGGAAGCAGGUAUACUCUGAUCACAUUCAGGAUAAGUGUAUAGAAGAAAGUAUGGUGUUUACUCUUUAGGGAACUGGAAACACUCCCUGCGUUGAUGUACAUUUUAAGAUUGGCACUUUUGAUACAUGUUAUCAUCAAGGUGCUUUCAUAGAGCUGAUUUAAAGUUUUUCAAAUCUGUAAGCAAAGCAAAAAAAAAAAUUAAAUUGUAGUUCUUGGAUUAUUUUUUAAAUCGGUGCUUUCUAUUUUGUUCUCAAACAGAGUAAAAAAAGCUGCAAUUUAUUGCUCACCAGCUUUGAUGUAUUCAUUAAUCAGUAAUGUAAUACCUCUCUUGUGGAAUUCCCUUUGGAAAUAAGCGAAAAACUUUAUAACGGCCACCAAAAGCUGCUCACUACUUUUUUUUUGCUUGGUGGAGAAACAUCUGCACCUAUCUGUAUUCAUUGGGUUGCAUCCCCAUUAAAAAGGAAAAAAGAUGAAAGGGAAUGUGGCCUUUUUAGUGUGUUUUUUCUUGUUGUUGUUUUGUAAUUAUCAAACCCAGGUAAGAUAUUGGUAUCCUGUGCUGGAUUUUUGAGUGAAAUUUAGCAGAAGACAGUUAGGAUUAAAGUACUAUACAAAAAUGUCCUAAGGGUCCAUACUACACUAUAUAUAUGAUGAUACUGAGGCUGGGGAUCUGUUUAAGAGUCAUGGGCUUUAAUAAAAGCAACUUGGAACAGUUGAUCCACCUCCACAUUCAAGUAAUUUAUGAGUAUGCAGAAUAGGGAUCUGUUCAUCUAGGAAUUUCUACCAUUUGUCUUCUGUGUAGCUGCAAGGAACACUAAUGUUUAUACAACUGUCAGUCCAUCCAGUAACGCAACUGGUUCUGAUUCAGUCUUCCGAUUCCUUUUUGGUUUUCGCUUUUUCCUAUUUCUUGAUUUUUUUUUUUUUUUUGGUGAUCUUUAUUUUGAUGAGGGAUUGGGGGGUGGGGGUGGGGAGGGUGUUGAACCAAGACUUGGGGUUAAAGAGGAUUUUCGUCUUGGAUCCAACAGGCAGAAUAUGAUCUGUGUCCAAAAGUGAACUUGAGUCAGGAAUGAAACAAUUUCAGCAUAAACAAGCACAAAAAUUUAGUCUGCUGGCUGACUGGAAACAAAAAAAAAAAAAAAAGUCAAGAUGGAAUAUGAGGAAUUCCAACACAAUGGGGCACCAAGGCCUUUAGGCCUCUCUUUUUAUUUUGCUUUGGUUCUGUUUGUUUUUCUUUAGAGACACGCUCUCUCUCAUGGGACUUGAAGUGGACUCAUCUUUGUGCAGUGCUGGUUUUGCCAUACUCAUUUCAAGUAUUAUAGACAUAUGUAAUGGUGAAAAUAUAUGAACUGUGGCCUUUUUCAUUCUUGUUACUUGUGAUGCAAUUAAGUGAAGAUAAGAAAAAAAAAAAAAAAGCAGAGAUUUACCAUGUAUCAGUGCCUGGCUUUUUGUUAUAAAGCUUUGUUUGUCUAGUGCUCUUUUUGCUAUAAAAUAGACUGUAGUACACCCUAGUAGGAAAAAAAAACUAAAUUUAAAAAAUAAAAAAUAUAUUUGGCUUAUUUUUCGCAGGAGCAAUCCUUUUAUACCAUGAAUAUUACAAAAAAAUUGUCAGAUUCUGAAUAUUUCUUCUUUGUAGAUUUUUGGAAUCAUUAUGAGUAAAAGUUUGUUACUUUAUUUUACUAUUUAAAAGAUGUUAUUUUACCAUGUGUUACUGAGAUGAAACUGUAUGGUAGCUUUUUUGUUUGUUUUUUGUUUUUGUUUUGUUUUUGUUUUUUUAGUUGUAGGUCGCAGCGGGGAAAUUUUUUGCGACUGUACACAUAGCUGCAGCAUUAAAAACUAAAAAAAAAAUUGUUAAAAAAAAGAAAAAAAGGGAAAACAUUUUAAAAAAAAGAUAAACAGUUACACCUUGUUUUCAAUGUGUGGCUGAGUGCCUCGAUUUUUUCAUGUUUUUGGUGUAUUUCUGAUUUGUAGAAGUGUCCAAACAGGUUGUGUGCUGGAGUUCCUUCAAGACAAAAACAAACCCAGCUUGGUCUAGGCCAUUACCUGUUUCCCAUCUGUAGUUAUUCGAUGAAGUCAUGUACAUGACCGUUCUGUAGCAAUAAAUGUGCCAUUUUUAUAAA